Mercenaria mercenaria is the source of this 7226-nucleotide messenger RNA. Its product is annotated as cell adhesion molecule 1-like. The record is from RefSeq and is a predicted model, not a curated record. The coding region runs from base 106 to 1671 and encodes 521 amino acids. Gene Ontology annotation, biological process: heterophilic cell-cell adhesion; homophilic cell-cell adhesion. The transcript has 9 exons. Gene Ontology annotation, cellular component: adherens junction. Lineage: Eukaryota; Metazoa; Mollusca; Bivalvia; Venerida; Veneridae.
AUUGUAGGAUAGAUUUGAGUCAUGGCGGAUGUGAGAUAGGAAGUUUUCGUUUAUUCCGUGACUCAAGAGAUUUUUUACUUUCAUGCCAUACUGCAACAUUCAAAGAUGGAUUCUUUACAUUUAAUGUAUUCGUUUUUAUUUGUGAUUUUAAUUUUGUUUAAAGAUGUGUCUUCACUAACAAUAAGUGUUUCCCAGACUAUGGACAAGGCUAUCCUGGGAGAUAAUCCAUUUACAUUAUCUUGCACCUACACUUUAGGAUCACUUGAACAGUUUUUUUCUAUAGAGUUACAGAGAAAAAGAGAAUCUGAUACAGACUUUACAACCAUUGUGACUUUUCUAAAUCCUUCCAGUCCCCUAAAUGUGACUUACGCAGAAUCAUCUCUUGAGUCUAGGACAGUUGCUACUAAGCCAACUGAGGAAAGUAAAACUGCAACAUUUGUGUUCAAUACAAUUGAAUGUGAUGAUAAAGCGACAUAUAAAUGGAAAGCAUUUUAUUUUGAUGGUACCAACAAAAACGUUGAGAAGACUUCCACUUUUACAGUUAAAGUCAACACAUUAUUUGGGCAAGAGGAACAUCGAAGUCUUUCAUAUGUACCAAGUACCAACUUAGAAGAAGGGGAUGAUGUAGUGUUUACAUGUUCUGGAGAUGUCGGCAACGAACCUGUUGGACAUCUUGGCUGGUUCUAUUACCUUGGCAACGACACAUCUAAUGCGAUAAAUGCGUCAAGCAAAGCAACCUCCACCGCACCAGUGUACGUGUCAAGCACUUGUAGUUAUACACGGACCUCUACACUGCAGUUGAAAAUGGUUAAAGAAUUCAAUGACAUACUUGUGAGGUGCACUGUACAACAAGACAAGUAUGACCAACAUGGAGAUGGACAUGUGCAAACGGAAAAUAUUCCAGUGUAUUAUUCUCCGAAGAUUACUGCCAUAGAGGACCGUACUGUUGCCGAGGGCACAGAAUUGCUGACAUUGACUUGUAAGGCUGAUGCUUACCCAGCACCAUUUUAUUCCUGGUUGUUACCUAACGGGACAGUGACCGAUGGUCCAGGUUUAACACUCACAAGCUUGCAGAUGGGAGACAAUGGGACCUAUACCUGUGUUGUUUACAAUACAUUCAAGUCAAACAAUCACACUGUGAAUGAAACGGCUUACAUCGAUAUCAGAAAGACUACCACACCACCACCAACUACAACAACUACACCAUCAACAGGUUCUACUGGCGGAGGUGCGGAAACAACAAAAAAACCUGCUCCAGCUACGGGAGGUGAUGAUAAUAAAUCAACUAUAUACAUUGUCGUUGGUGUUGUUCUCGGUCUGCUCGUCAUUAUUGGUGUUGUUGUUAUUAUUCUGUGUGUGAAGAAGAGGAACAAACCAAAGGAAAUUGAAGAGCCUCCAGAGAAGCCAAGGAAUAAUCAAGAUUUGUCCUUCUAUGGUAACAGGCCCGACCUUGUAUCAGCUGACCAUGGCAUGAAGAACAAUAUGGGAAGUGCACUCAACUCAAGCUUUAAUAAUUCGUUCGACAGUUCCUCUGAUGUAAAGCCGCGGAAUGAGGACGGUUUGCUGUAUAUCGACCUACAGUUUGACGACAAGCCCCGAAGCAGGAGACCGAUUCAGAUUCUGGACAAUGGAAGCACGCCAUAUGCCGAUAUUGUGAAUCCAAGAGUAUAAGUUGUGAUCGAUUGUGUUCAAACGUUAAAAUGAAGUAUUUUAUCAAAACUGUACGUUGAGUGUUACAAGAAAGCAAUAAAAAGUGAUUCACUGGAAAAAUUUUCAUGAGUUUUAAGUGUGACGCCUUUUCCUUUUCAGAACUAUACUUAUGGUGUUUUAAGAUGAAGCUUUUAUUUGUCGUCUGAAAAUUUCAUACAUGCUUGUUUUAAGCAGAUUUGUCUUAAUGUCCUGAAUAUGGAGAACUGUGCUUGUACUGUCUAUUUAAGAACAUGAUAAACAGUGUAAGAGUUACAGAUAACCACGAUUUUAUUUAAACAGCCUUACACAGAUUCUGUAUGGACCAUGUAGCUGGAUUAACAGAUUAAAUAGUUAAACCUGACUGCCUUUUCAAAGGAACAGAGUUCACAGAAAAUCCACUUAUAGUACGGAUAUGUGUAAAUAAUCUUGAAUUCAUAAACAGAUAAUUAUGGUACAAAAAAUAGUGAUCCAUUUGUGAUUGUAUAGACACGUAUGUAUGCUGUGUGUAAUGAAGUACACAUGGUUGUGUGUAUCAAUGUACACAUGGAUGCAUGUAUCUGUGUGAAGGAACUGGGAAAGUAUUGUACAAAGCCUAUGUGAUAUGGACACAUGUAAAACAUUGUACAAAUGAAAACACGUAUAUAGCUCGUGUAAUAUAUCAAUAGAGGUGGCUUUCCUGUUAGACAAGACUGUUAAAUAUGUGAAUAAAUAAAAUUUCUGCAUGUGUUGUCUAUUUGUAAUUGCAAGAAAUUAUGUAACAAGACGUCAUUGUAAGUUGUGAAUGUUGUCAUGUAACAUUUACGUACGAAAAUGAAAUUUUACUUUGUAUAAGUUACAUUUUACAGCUGAAUUUUGCUUUCUAAAAUUUGAAAAGCCUACAUUUUGACAGACGCCAUUGUGAUUCCCAGUCUUUUGAAGGCAAGUGUAACUGCAUUAUGAAUGUAACACAUAAUGAGCCAUGCCAUGAGAAAACCAACAUAGUGGCUUUGCGACCAGCAUGGAUCCAGACCAGCCUGCGCAUCCAUGCAGUCUGGUCAGGAUCCAUGCUGCCGCUUUCAAAGCCUAUUGCAAUUAGAGAAACUGUUAGCGAACAGCUUGGAUCCUGACCAGACUGCGCGGAUGCGCAGGCUGGUCUGGAUCCAUGCUGGUCGCAAAGCCAGUAUGUUGGUUUUCUCAUGGCGUGGCUCAUAUCAUUGUGGACGAUGUAGUGCUAACUUUUGGUAGUUAGUGUAGCGUAUCUGAAACAGUUUCACUCAGGUUAAUCUUUUGAUCUUCUUGAAAUUUAUAUUUUCAUUACAGACAUCUUUUGUGUUUUAAAUUCUGUUAGUAUGUAGUGCAUUCUUAUGUUACAAGCAUGUGUCAUACACAUAUUUGUGUUCGAAUUUGUUUUUUUAGCAAGCAACAUGACUAGGUCUAAACUCUAUUCGUUUUCCAAUAUUUUAGGUAUUUUAAUUUCUAUUUUUGAAACAAGUUUUGGUUUUAGAUAUUUUGUUCACCAAUAAUUAUAUUUUUUACACUAGCAGAUAGUGACAGUUCAUCUUUGAUGAAAUAAACAUGUUAACUUAUACUCGAUAAUCAGACACAUUUCUGCACUGAUUCAGUUAAAGGUCUGUAUUCAUGAUUCAUAAGCAUUUAUUUGCCAUUUACACCGACUUUAAGAUAUAUUUUUUCAACAUUUUCAUAACAUUAUAAGAUGAUUAGUCAGAAACAAGGCUGUAAAGAUUAAACAGUUUGUUGAUUGUAUUUGCUAAGUUCCAUGUUUUCUCGGAGUGAGUUAAAAGCAAUGCCUUCCAAAUUUUAGUGAUAUAAGGUAGUGGAGCGGUAUGACAAAACUGUAAUUUCCAUUUGAUUACUGUAUUCUCUUAUUUGUUCCUCAAUUUCUUUACUUCAAAGUCUGUAUUUGAUGUUGGCAUUCUCGGGUUGUUAAGGAAGCGGUCGCCUAUAUGGCCUGAAUUUGCAGCAGAAGAAGGCUGAACUAGGAGAGGAGAAUAUGAAAUGGCACAGAAAUUGCUGAUUAUCAUUACAGGUCUACUACCUUAAGGAAUGGUUUAACCUUUACCCUGCUAAAUUACUAUAAUGGACUGGUCCAUCAUUCAAUUUAGGCAGAACCAUUUAUUAUUCAAAGGGGUGUUUACUGAAAAUUUACUGACUGAAUAGCGAACAGUGCAGACCAUAAUCAGACUGGUCGCAGAGGUGUUUUUUGGAGAAUAAUGCAUUCCAUUUGAAAAUCAUAAUUGCUAUGUCUAAAGAUACAGAUCUGUUAGAAAUAAAAAAACAAUGAAAAAUGAUACAAAUUAUUUAAAGGUCAAAAGUUGGAGUGAACGAUUGGUGGAAAAUAAUUAGCAGAAUUUUAGAAACUAAAAAUCCAGUCAUUUUGGUAUCAUGAAAAAGGGCAGUGUGUGACAACAUUACUACAGUCAUUCUUGUCCCAUUAAAAUACAGAUCUCAAGUUUCAUUACAAUACUUGCAUUUGAAGGAUUAGGAAAAAAAGACAAACUUGUCAUUCUAAACAAACCCAUUUGCAGUUGACUUUGAUUAUCAAAUUAACAUUUCCCAAGUAAUUUUGAAAAUUUUCAUUAUGGUUUUAUAAAUGAUUACUAUUAAAGCAAUAAUAUCCAUGGUAUGGAUUUAGUGGUUGCAUUAAUCCUCACAGAUGAAUCCCAAAUAACAAAUCAAUUUUCCAUUUAUUUCAUGUUCAAAAGUUGAAAUCCAUGAAAAAGUCAUAUUGCCCCAAAACUAUGAAAUUCAGUGCAUACAAAAACAACAACAGUCAUCUAAUAUUAUAUCAGUUCACAUAUUCCUAUGUUGUUAGUGCUUUGAAAUCUGCUGGUCUACGCAAUGAAAAAGACUUGAUUUAUUCAGUUUGAUUAAUUCAGAUGGAUUAAUAAAAUUGAUUAAUUAAGGAUUAAUUCCGAUGGAUUUAUUUGAAUUGAUUAAUCCAGACUGAUUGAUUCGGAUUAAUUAAAUCAAAUUGAUAAAUUCAGAUGGAUUAAUUCAGAUUGAUUCAUUCCAGUUGAUAUAUUUAGAUUGAUCUAUUGAAAUUAAUCAAAUCAGAAUGAUUAAUUCCGAUUAAUUAAUUCAAAUUGAUUCAUUCCAAUUGAUUAAUUUAGAUUGAUCUGUUGAAGUUAAUCAAAUCAGAAUGAUUAAUUCAGAUUAAUUAAUUCAGAUUGAUCAUAGUUUAAAUGUAUGAAUGUAUGCCUGCCAGUGCUAUUACGAAUAGAUGUAAAGUACAAAAUAAGUGUCUUUACAGGAAACAGCAUUUGUUUAAAGAGCUCUAAAUUGCAGUUCAUAAACUGCUGCAUUGAUCUGUUAUUUUACAAAGUCUGCCAGCAGAACAACACUUUACGUUUUCAUAAUUUAUUAGCUUUUUGUUGCAAGACGAAACCAAGGGAUAGGGAUGCUAUUUUUGUUUGAAUCAUUAAUGAAGAGGUUUCCAGGAACAGGCUUUUUUUGAAGGUGUGAAUUGAAUAAAUGUUUUAGUAUGAAAGCUACUUUUGAUUGCGCCUUUUUGCACUGUUUAUAUCAGCAUUUGAUUCAUGUUUGACUGAAAACCAUUCAUUCAUUUUUUUUUUAUAAAAUCAUUUUACUUCGAUGAAGGUUGUUUGAAAUUUAUACAUAUCAAAAGUGAUGCUGUGCAUAUUUUUGUGACAGAUUUUAUCCUAAAGUGGGACCAUUUUAAAUUGUUAAGGUGUUACCGAAAUAGACCUUUUUUAUACGCCUGUUUUGCAAAAACCAGGACAUACGAGCCGCGCCAUGAGAAAACCAACAUAGUGGUUUUGCGACCAGCAUGGAUCCAGACCAGCCUGCCCAUGCACGCAGUCUGGUCAAGAUCCAUGCUGUUCGCUCAAAGCCUUUUACAAUUAGAGAAACUGUUAGUGAACAGCAUGGAUCAUGACCAGACUGUGCGGAUGUGCAGGCUGGUCUGGAUCCAUGCUGGUCACAAAGCCACUAUGUUGGUUUUCUCAUGGCGCGGCUCAAUUAUUAUGUUUCAUAUCAGUUGUUAUGAUAUUACAUGUAUUACAUGUCAAGAAAGUAUAUUUUUUUAUGAAAAUUUUUUUGUGAUUAGACUGACAAAUUGAUUUUAUGUUUUAUUAAUUAAUAGCUAGGUAAUUUAGCUAGGUUAGUUAUUUAUGAUUUCCACAAUGAACCUUAAGCACAUGGUCAGUUGUCAAGGAACAACAUAGUUUUAUUUCAAAUGGUAGAAAACUAACAGUUUUUAAUAGCAUUACCUGCAUCAUAAAGAAACGUUAUUGUAUUUCACUGGUUUAUCUCUUUUAUUUGAUGUAUAUACCUAAAGCUCUUCAGUUGGUUUCAAUAUUGAAUAUAUAAAUUGGUAGUGUAUUGUUUCAAAAAAUCCCAUAAUUUGUUGCCGUAUAAUUGUUUUCUGUACCCUUACCUUCAUUUUAAAACCGUUUUAACACCUGAGGUCUAAUGAGGUUAGACACUGCCAUCGGUUUUUGCUGAUUACAUUUCUCAGUACAUUAAUCAGUGUAAUAAAGGCACCUUUUUGCACGAAAUGUAUAACAUUUACUCAUAUGCGUAGAGACAGUAGGGCAAGGAGGAGGUUGGUUAUGUAAUUUCGGGUGUAUUAUAAAGGCAUUUUAUGUCUUCAUGUAAAUACCACAGUUACACGGUCAUUGUAUAUUUUGUACAGCUCAAGAAACAUUGUACAGCAUUGAGAAAUUCACUCUUUAUUAGAACAGCUCUGAUGGUGUGAAAAUUUCCAGGGGAGAUCACUCCUUUUGCACAAAGAAAUUCAAGACAUUGAACAAGGUGAUUUAUCUUCUAACUAUUCUGCUUUUCUGUUUUGUAAAGUCUUUUUGAAAGAUAUUAUGUCUCUAUUUUUUGUGUAUUUUCCACUAUAAAUCUAGUCUUUUACAUUUUCUGUUUUCAGUUAAAAGUUUCAUAAAUUCUGUAAUAGGAAUUUUGUAAAGAAAGUUUAUUAUCUUCAUAACACAGAGAACUAUGAUAUUUAAAACAAAAGGCAUAUUCUCUAUGUAGAAAUUAUUAUGGAUUACACACAUCCACAUAAAAGCCAGGUAUAGUGUUCUCAUUUAAAAAAGUUAAUUUGGUUAUUUUUGUCACAUUACAAAGUCUCUGGUGUAUGAAUUGGUACCAGCCUACAUUUUUACAUAGGUGCAUGCACUAUACAGUAGACUUUUCAUUGGUUCUAUGAAUAGUAACUUGACAUAGUUUGGGAAAAACUUGGUUUUUAGAAGGUAUAAAUUUUAUUGCGUAUUUCUAUAAAGAAUAGGUUUUUGCAAUUUUUUUUCAAUUAUUUUAUGCAGUAGAAUGUGCAACUGAUUGUUGCAUUUUUUCAUUUGAUAGAGCCUUUAUGUUUUAUUUCCUUUUAAAUAUUGAAUAACCUCUGAUUCAAUAUUUUAUGUAUAGAUGGUGUACCUUAAAUAAACAUGAAAUGUGCUCUUAGAUUCAAAAUUCAUUUUGUAUAUAUAUAUAUGCAUUUAAGUACAUGUACAAUGUGUAUAUUCUUUCCUUGAAAUAAUGAUAAUAGAAACUAUUAAAUAUUUUAAUAAUCA